This is a messenger RNA of Zychaea mexicana, 2382 nucleotides long. Its product is annotated as ribonucleotide reductase. Gene Ontology annotation, molecular function: ribonucleoside-diphosphate reductase activity, thioredoxin disulfide as acceptor; ATP binding. The transcript has 11 exons. The record is from RefSeq and is a predicted model, not a curated record. Gene Ontology annotation, cellular component: ribonucleoside-diphosphate reductase complex. NCBI's taxonomy places the organism in Eukaryota, Fungi, Mucoromycota, Mucoromycetes, Mucorales, Lichtheimiaceae. The coding region runs from base 1 to 2382 and encodes 793 amino acids. Gene Ontology annotation, biological process: DNA replication; deoxyribonucleotide biosynthetic process.
AUGUUUGUCCUCAAACGAGACGGUCGCAAAGAGCAGGUGCACUUUGACAAGAUCACAUCGCGCAUCAACAAGUUAUGCAGCAAUCUGGAUUCCAAGUUCAUUGACCCUCCUCAGAUCGCGCAAAAGGUCGUAACAGGCAUGUACCAGGGCAUCACCACCGUUGAACUUGAUAACCUUGCUGCUGAAACUGCUGCGUACAUGACCACCACGCACCCUGACUAUGCUAUCCUUGCUGCGCGUAUUGCCGUGUCCAACUUGCACAAGGAGACCGACACUGACUUCAGCAAGGUUGUCCACAAGCUGUAUCAUCAUGAGCAUCCCCAGCUCAAGACCCAAAACCCGUUGGUUUCGCAAGAACUGUACGACAUUUCGCAAAAGCACGCCGAACGAAUUGAUGCUGCCAUCGAUUAUGAACGCGAUUAUGACUUUAAUUUCUUUGGCUUCAAGACCUUGGAACGUAGCUAUCUGAUGAAGAUCGAUGGUAGAAUCGUCGAGCGUCCCCAGCACAUGAUUAUGCGCGUAUCGUUGGGCAUCCACAAUGAAGAUAUCGAUGCUGCCCUCGAGACAUAUUACUACAUGUCCAACAAGUACUUUACCCAUGCCAGCCCUACCCUCUUCAACGCCGGUACACCGCGCCCUCAGCUUUCCAGCUGCUACCUGGUCCAAAUGCAAGACGACAGCAUUGAAGGUAUCUACGAUACGUUGACCACAUGUGCCAUUAUCUCCAAGUCUGCAGGCGGCGUUGGUUGCAGUUUCCAAAAGAUUCGCGCAUCGGGAUCGUACAUUGCCGGUACGAAUGGCACGUCGAAUGGCAUUGUCCCCAUGCUGCGCGUGUAUAACGACACGGCCCGUUUCGUGACCCAGGGAGGUGGCAAGCGUAAUGGAAGCUUUGCCAUGUAUCUUGAACCGUGGCACGUUGACGUGUUUGACUUUUUGGAUUUGCGCAAGAACUCUGGCAAAGAAGAAGUCCGUGCGCGCGAUCUAUUCUUGGGUCUCUGGGUGCCUGAUCUGUUCAUGAAGCGCGUCGAGGGCAACGGCGAUUGGUCGCUGUUCUGUCCUAAUGAAGCCCCUGGUCUUGAUCAAUGCUAUGGUGAAGAGUUUGAACGUUUGUAUAUCAAGUACGAGCAAGAAGGCAGAGCCAGAAAGACUGUCAGUGCUCAAAAGCUUUGGUUUGCUGUCUUGGACGCGCAGAUUGAGACGGGCAUGCCCUACAUGCUUUACAAAGAUGCAUGCAAUGAGAAAUCAAACCAAAAAAACUUGGGUACUAUCACGGGCUCCAACUUGUGUACUGAAAUCAUCGAGUACUCGGCCCCUGACGAAGUUGCUGUCUGCAACUUGUCAUCGCUUGCACUGCCCAAGUUUGUCAACACCGAAACAUCAGAAUUCGAUUUUGAAAAACUACAUGCCGUAACCAAAAUUGUGACCAAGAACUUGAACAAGGUCAUUGAUGUCAACUACUACCCUGUUCCUCAAGCCAAGAAGAGUAACAUGAGACAUCGUCCUAUCGGUCUCGGUGUCCAAGGUUUGGCCGACGCCUUUUUGUUGCUUCGUCUUCCCUUUGACUCUCCCCAAGCAAGACAGCUCAACAAGGAUAUCUUUGAAACCAUCUAUCACGCUGCUCUGGAAGCUUCUUCUGAACUUGCCGAAAAGCUUGGCGCAUACGAAACGUACGAAGGCUCGCCUGUCAGCAAGGGCGUCUUGCAACACGACAUGUGGGACGUUCAGGGCUCUGACCGGUUGGAUUGGGACGGCCUUCGUGCAAAGAUUGCCAAGCAUGGCGUUCGCAACUCUUUGCUUGUUGCCCCUAUGCCAACGGCUAGCACAAGUCAAAUUCUCGGUAACAACGAAUGUUUCGAGCCUUAUACCAGCAAUAUUUACACAAGACGUGUCAUGAGCGGUGAAUUCCAAGUAGUGAAUCACCACUUGCUCAAGGACUUGAUUGAUCGUAAUAUGUGGAACGAGCAAGUCAAGAACAUGAUCAUUGCCCACAAUGGCAGUAUUCAACAAGUUCCUAUGAUUCCUGAUGAUUUAAAGAAGCUUUACAAGACCGUAUGGGAACUCUCCCAGCGUGUUAUCAUUGACAUGGCUGCCGAUCGUGCUGCAUUCAUUGAUCAGUCACAGUCGCUCAACUUAUUUGUAGCGGAACCCAGCUACGGUAAACUCUCCUCCAUGCACUUUUACGCUUGGAAGCGUGGUUUAAAGACUGGCAUGUACUACCUCCGGUCAAGACCUGCCGUAGAUGCUAUCAAGUUCACUGUCGACCAGCUUGCAUUGAAGGAUAAGGCCGAUGAUCCCAACGCACAAAAAGACGCAGAAGACAAGCUGGCUGCUAUGCAAUGCUCGCUUGAUAACCGAGAUGCCUGCAUUAGCUGCAGCGGUUAA